Messenger RNA from Ciona intestinalis (vase tunicate), 4006 nucleotides. The record is from RefSeq and is a predicted model, not a curated record. NCBI's taxonomy places the organism in Eukaryota, Metazoa, Chordata, Ascidiacea, Phlebobranchia, Cionidae.
CUCAAUAUGUAAUCAAUGUAUUUAAACAGGAACUCAAUUUACUAAUGCCUCAAGUGUUAAGAUUCAAGGCAAAACAUGCGGCGUACUUACAUUCUCUUCCACGUACAUCACAUGUAAAGUCCUAACAUCAGAAGAGAUGCCAGUUGCAACAUAUGGAGAAGUGGUAGUCAAUGUUGCACCUGUGGGAAACGCCCUCGUGGAGAUCAAAAAGCUUACCAACCGAUACUUUGCUCUUCUUCCUCUUGUCUCAUCCAUCUUACCAACAUCAGGAUCAAUUGCUGGAGGAACCAAACUAACAAUCCAGGGUUCAGGGUUUACAACAAGCAGCAAAGUCAUGAUUGGAGCGGAAACUUCAUGCACAGUGAUAGCAGAUGAAAGUAGUUAUACAAAGCUUGUGUGCACAACUCCUGCAGUAGGCUCUGCAGUCAGUGGUGUAGUGAAAAUUACACAAAGUGGCCAGGUAGCAACAUGCACAUUGUGCGACUUUGACUUUGCUGAUGCAUCUACACCAAGUGUAACAAACCGCAGUGAGACAACCACGGAUAGGUCCAGUGUUCCCAUGGUUAUAAAUGGAAGUGGGUUUGGAAAUACUGUUGGUGAUGUCACUGUUACCGUGGGAACCGUUAAUUGUGUUGCGAGCAAUGUCAGUGAUACAACAAUCAAUUGUGAUAUCGGAAGAUUUGCAGCUGGUGACAAUAACAUCGUUGUGCAUAUUGCUGGAAAAGGUAAUGCAAAGUUUUCAAACAAUGCUGAUUCAAGCAUCAGCAACCCAGCUCUUGUUGACAGCCUAACACCAAGUAAUGGGAGCACAAAUGGUGGAACCAAACUUACAAUUACUGGUAAUGGGUUCGUUAGCAGCGAUGUUUCGGUUAAGAUUGACGGAACGGAGUGUCCAAUCACGUCAUCUGACUUUGGAACAAUUAUUUGCACACCAGCCGCCCAUUCUGCUGCAAUGGUCCCUGUCAAUGUGAGAUCACGGGGAAUCGACUUUCCAUCUAUGGAUUUUGAAUAUUCAGCAAAAGCGACACCAAGUGUGAAUGCUGCAAACCCAACUGAAGGAAUGUCUGGUGACACUCUUAGAUUAACAGGCACUAGGUUUGGUACCUUUGAUAAUGAUGUGGCAGUUACUGUUGGUGGAGUUGCUUGCACUGUUACAACUGUCAGUGCCACACAAGUGGAAUGCACAUUGGGAUCGAGGGAAGGAGGAACCGCUCCUAUAGCUGUAAACGUUGGUGCUGCUGGAGACGCAACAGUUUCAGCAAACUUCAGUUACAUUCUCAGUGUUUCAACUGUUGCUCCAUUGGAAGGUAGCUAUGGCGGUGGUCAAUUACUUACUGUAAGUGGACAAGGGUUCUCAAACAAUACAGUUAUCACUGUUUGCGGCAACGCAUGCAUGGUGGCAAGUGACACCAACAUGCAAGUUGUUUGCCACACUCCAUCUAAUGAUAACAGUAGUGCCACAACUGCUUGCGACAUUAAGAUCGCAAACGGUGACGAUUCUGUCACCCACAUCACACAAUAUGAAUACAAGACAUCAUUAACACCUAAGGUCACGAGCGUGAGCCCAUCAUCUGGUGGAACUGCAGGUGGAACUCGUAUCACGAUCACGGGAUCUGGGUUUCAGCUUAAUGGCGUGACACCAACCGUAAAGAUCGAUGGAAGCAUUUGUGACAUUGAGAGUUCAACAGACACAAGCAUUGUGUGUGUCACAAACGCACAUACAGGUUCAAAAAGGGCAAAGGUUGCAGUUACUGUUGGAACAAACGGAAUCGCAACUCAGGAAGUCGCCGACUUUUAUUACAUUGAUAAAUGGUCUUCCAUCUUUACUUGGGGAGGAACCACCGUUCCGACCACAUCAGAUUUUGUUGUCAUAAAUAAGGGCCAAACUGUCUUGCUCGACACUGACACUGCUGUUCUUAAAAUGUUGUUGAUCAACGGAGGGGAACUUAUAUUUGAUGAGAAAGAUGUGUCUUUGAAGGCUGAGAACAUUCUCAUAACCAAUCAGGGAAAACUCCAGGUUGGAACAGAGGAUGCUCCGUUUCAACACAAAGCAAUCAUAGAGAUGCACGGUCACUUAAGGUCACAAGAGCUUCCGAUAUAUGGAGCAAAAACAUUAGCUUUGAGGAAUGGAACAUUGGACCUCCAUGGAAAGUUUAUUCCACAGACUUGGUCAAAACUUGCAAGCACGGCUGAAGCUGGUGCCACACAGAUCACAUUGGAACACUCAGUUACUUGGCAAGUUAAUGAUGAGAUUGUCAUUGCAACAACUGGUCUACGUCAUUCACAAUCACAAACUGAAAAAAGGUCAAUUUCUGCUAUAUCUGCUGAUGGAAGAACACUCAAUUUGACAGCUGCUUUGAAUUACAAGCAUCUUGGUGUAAGUGAAUCAUUUGGAAAUCACACAAUUCAUUUCAGAGCUGAGGUUGGUUUGUUGACGCGUAACAUUGUCUUUCGUGGUUCGGAUGAUCAUGUAUGGCACGACGACAUCCCUGCUUGCCCAGAUGGGUUCAACACUGGACAAUUUGCAACACAAACUUGUUUCCAGGGUCGUUUUGGAGAUGAAACCGGUGCGGACCAGUUUGGAGCUUCUAUUAUGAUGCACGCUGCUGAUGAAAGCAAAGGAACUGCACUUGCUCGUAUUGAAGGAAUAGAAGCAACUUAUGUCGGUCAGGCCUUUAGAUUAGGAAGAUAUCCAAUUCAUUUUCACCUGAUGGGUGAAGUAGAGGGGAUGUAUGUUAGAAGGUGCUCCAUCCACCGCUCAUUCAACAGAGCUGUCACUAUACACGGCACUCACAACUUGACUGUUGAACACAAUGUUGUUUAUGAUGUCAUGGGAGGAGCCAUCUUUAUUGAGGAUGGUAUUGAAACCAACAACGUCAUUCAAUACAAUCUUGCCAUCUUUGUAAAACAGAGCACAUCGCUACUUAAUGAUGAUGUCACACCAGCUGCAUACUGGGUCACCAACCCUAACAACAUUAUAAGACACAACCACGCUGCUGGAGGAACUCACUUUGGUGCAUGGUACAGAAUGCACACCCACCCCGAUGGUCCUUCAUUUACUCCAUCUGUUUGUCAAAAGAACGUUGAACUUGGGCAAUUCGAAAACAACACGGUUCAUUCACAAGGAUGGUUUGGUCUUUGGAUUUUCCAGGACUACUUCCCUAAGCAAGGAGGAAGAUGUGGUUCAAAUGUGCCAAGUCCUGCCCACUUUCGUAGCCUUACAACAUGGAACUGCGAGAAAGGGGCAGAGUGGGUGAAUGGUGGGGCUUUACAGUUCAUUGAUUUCUUCAUGGUUAACAAUGAAGUAGCUGGCAUGGACCUUCAUUCUAUCUCAGGAACUAAAUGGGGUGAAGAAAAAGGGGCUGUAAUUAAAGAUGCGGUUAUAGUUGGUUACUCUUCAGUUGUUUCAUCAAGUUUCCAAACUAAUACUGGAAUUGUUAUGCCAAUGAAUCCAAAAUUAUUAAUUGAUGGAGCAGAGUUCUACAACUUUAACAGGGGUGGCAUACCAUUUGGUGUUGGUGGAUCAUGUUCUCUUUGUGGUGGCUACUACUACUGGACUCAACGUUUGUCAUUCACCAACGCGAACAGAAAGUUCAGGUUCCGUUGGGAGCAUGAGGCUGCUAUCCUGGACAGAGAUGGAACUUUAACUGGAAAGGCAUGGUCUACACUUGUUCCAGCAUCUGGUCUACUUGACCCUAUUGAUUGUGAGGUUCAAGAAGGCCCUACAUUUUCUUCUGGAGUAAAAGGUGCUGUUUGUGAUGAAGGAGUAGAUUUCCACAGGUUUGCAUUGAACAGUCCUGUGCCAACAUCACUGAAUGGAAAGAACUUAAUCUUUACAAACCAACACGGCAAUUCCACAUCCCGGUACCUCAAAAAACGUCUUACCCAUACUUUUGGUAAGUGUUUUAAGAAGUUAACAUGCUUUUAAACCUUGAACACAAUUGAAUUUUCGCAUAAUAGUUAUUUAACAAUGCUGUAAGGCAUAAGAAUGUUAAUCAAAAUUAGU